Ustilago hordei is the source of this 1251-nucleotide messenger RNA. RefSeq lists its product as uncharacterized. The coding region runs from base 1 to 1251 and encodes 416 amino acids. The transcript has a single exon. NCBI's taxonomy places the organism in Eukaryota, Fungi, Basidiomycota, Ustilaginomycetes, Ustilaginales, Ustilaginaceae. The record is from RefSeq and is a predicted model, not a curated record.
AUGAUUGGAGCAGCUGCUUCUCGAAGUAUCCUCUCAAGCGGUCUCAAAGGCCAGCGCGCUGCCACUGCCGCCAUUGCGAUCUCUAACUCAGCAUCUCUUGCUGCCCGCAGAUCUCUGCUUCUGCCUGUGCAGUAUCGAGCUCUCCACACAUCUCUGCAACGAUACGCAGCUAACCCACAAUCAGGCAAGCCCGCCUCGGACAACUGGACGCACACCAAGCAAAACAUUAAGGAAGAAGCCAAUUCGGUCCGCUCCAGUGUCGAGUCGGCCAUUGCUGGAGGCACCAAGGCCGAAAGCGCCCAAGAUUCUAGCAGCAACACCAGCGCAGGUGGGGGUCGACCUUCAGGUGCGGCCGAGAUCCUCAAAGAUGCCAGGAACAUCACUAGCGAAAUGGCACAAGCUGUCCCCUACCCAGCUCUUUUAUGGGGCAGUGCAGGUGUGAUCCCAUACGUCAGCACAGCCGGUGCCUCGAUCUGGUUGGCACGAAAGGAGCACCUGGUCAACUUGGGACUGGACAAGUCGAUGGACAGCGAGACCGCCAGUGCGCUUCUUUUGCACGCACAAAACAUUCAGGUCGGCUUCGGUGCUGUGUUGCUCUCCUUUUUGGGUGCUAUCCACUGGGGGUUCGAAUUCAGCAAGUACGGCGGUCGUGUCGGUAACCGCCGAUACGCUAUGGGUGUCAUGCCGCUUGUUCUCGGCUGGCCCACACUUCUGCUUGCACCCCAAAUGGCCCUGAUCGGUCAAUGGGCCUCCUUCGUGGCUGUCUGGUUCAUGGACCUGCGAGCAACCACUGCUGGCUGGGUACCUAAGUGGUAUUCUACCUACCGCUUCUGGCUCACCUUUGCCGUCGGCACUAGUAUCAUUGCUACGCUUGCUGGUACCAACUACUACGUGCCUGGUAGCCGAAGCACGCUAGGUGGCACCGCCCGCAAGCUCGAGGAGGAAGUCAAGGCAGAUGGCCCUACCAAGAUGAAGUUGCUCAAACAGACCGCUCAAGGCAACAAGGGUGGUUUGGUCAAGCACACUGAGGUAACCGGUGAUGUCGAGGCAACCAGCUCUGGUGCUGAUGGUGACAGCUACGUCAAGAUUGGCAACCCCAAGCGGAAGGAAGAGGAGAGGAAGGAAAAGGAAGAGGAGGAGAAGAAGAAGAAGGAGGAAGAGGAAAAGAAAAAGAAAGAAGAGGCCAAGAAGGGCGGCGAUGACAAGAAGGAGGGCGACAAGAAGAAGGACGAUGACAAGGACGACGAGUGA